Molecule: messenger RNA, 678 nt
Organism: Anthostomella pinea
Lineage: Eukaryota; Fungi; Ascomycota; Sordariomycetes; Xylariales; Xylariaceae
Source: the annotation of a GenBank genome assembly
AUGGUCAACCCAGGAAAGCGGAUGCACGUAUUACAAGCCCUGUUGGCAUUACGGCAUGGCCCUGGCGCAGCGAUACUACCGCCCGAGAUCACGCGGAUACACAUGGACUUUGCGUUGAAGUGGAAUGACGGACACUUGGGGCCCAGGAAAUUUUGGAAGACCUGCCUACCACGGCUGAAAUUCUGGAACCCAGCGAUCCCAAUGCUCGUGAACCGGUCCGACCAGCAAGCCGGACCAGCCACAAUGUCCAUCUACUUCCGGCAAACCUCGCUCGACCCAACCUCCCCAUCCUCCUCCUCCACCUCCAGCAGCACGUCCCCCUCCUCCGUCGCCGCCGCAGCGCGCAACAUGCUGCCCCUAGCCCAACAGCCCAAGUCCAGCACCGAGAACGAGCACCCGGCGCCCCCGCCCGAGGCGGGCGAGCGCGUCGUGACCAUCGACAUGAAGAACGUGCACUCGGACGCCAUCUUCAGCGAGUUCAUGGCCAAGACGGGCGCGACGCCCGUGCACCCGAGCCCCGACGAGGAGGUCGAGAUGCGCCAGGUCGAGGAGCGCGAGGAGCGCGCCACUGUCGACCGCGCUAUCGUCAAGAAGUACAUCGAUGACAAGCGCCGCGAGGAGCGCAUGCUGGCGCUCGCGAGGCACGAGGCCGAGGCUAUCAAGUUGGCGAACCAGUGA